Molecule: messenger RNA, 3123 nt
Organism: Mycena indigotica
Lineage: Eukaryota; Fungi; Basidiomycota; Agaricomycetes; Agaricales; Mycenaceae
Exons: 5
Coding region: 1-3123 (1040 amino acids)
Source: RefSeq, a predicted model, not a curated record
AUGCUCGGCUGCACGGAAGAUUGCACAACCUUCUUGGAAUCGACUCUAUCUUCAGCUCAAUACUACUCGCCCAAAACCCCAACCGAUCCCUACAUGACAGCACCAACCUCACCAUCCGCGAAGAACCCACUGAAUCUGGAAGCCCGUCAUGAAAAUUCCAUCGGCAGAGAUGAAGAAAUACGUGUGCCUCCUUCGCCAUUGAAUACUACUGAAGAUCAUCAUAUCGUGCAUUUACUCGUGGUCAUCGACGAAUUUCCGCACAGUACUCAACCAGAGAGCACCAGAAGCGGGGAACCUGCACCGCUCACCGUUUCUGAUGAUGUCAAUCCACAAAUCAUGAAUCCCCGACGCUUUUUCUUUGCCUAUGUGCGUGGGCAGACACUGCCACCUGAUUGUUCUCUCGUCAAAUCCCAAGAUAUCAUUGCACUGGCAACAGACUGGGGUACGAAAGACGACGAGGCGGUGGUAACACCGGAAGUCCUGUAUCAACUCGUCGCUGCGAAUCAUAGACUGAAUUGUCGCGGAAUAUGCGUCGCAUUACUGGACAGCUCGAAGACCAUGUAUUCCGCCAUGUUGUACUCGCCACGCCGUUUGGAUGAUGCCAGCAUGAUAUCCAGAGGCCUUGAUGGUAGUAGACUUCUGAGUCGCACCUCCAAUGAGAUCAGCCUUUGGGAUCCCAUUUUUCUCGAACCGCAGCUGCUGGACCGUACCAAGGACGGCGAGAAUAUCGUGCAUUUACUGAUUGAUCUGCCACCUCCAGCCGUUCAACCUCUCAAGAGGCCUGCGGAGCAUCAAUACCAAAGCACUACGUCCGUUGGAGAGCGAACAGCAAAGCGACGUCGUUCGAAGUCGGUCGAGGGUGUGGAAGAUGGUAUGGCGGGUGAAAGAUGCUCGAGCGUGCAGGCACAUCACAAGGAAUUUAUGGCAAAGGGCGACGCUAGCCUGUUGGACACUGUUUUCAACGACCUGACUUCAGCAGCACAAGAUCUUCGAGCGGCCGCUUUCAAUGAGUUUGAUGGUUCAACAAGAGCCUAUAUCGACCAUCCUGCUUGUGCAGAAGUCGCGUCGUACGUCGUCAGCGCGAUUACUGUGGUAUCCGACCCUUCGAUUGGAGAUGAAACCGCAUGGAACGCCGAUUUCGGAUACUCUAACACAAAGCGACCUGAAACGAUGUUCACACUAUUGCUCGAUAUCGAUGAGGUUGGACGUUUGGGAAGUGGCUACCCACUCAAUGUUAUGGCUUCAUUUUGGCUCGCAUACAAGCUCCAAACGGGGGAACAGUAUGAGAUAACCGCAAAUAUGGCAGCUGAAUUUCUCGAUUCGAUCCUUACGACCAUGGACAAGAACGGACAUACCUUAUUUUUUGCUGUCAUCCUGCACCCUGCAGCUUUUCAGGGGAGAGCCCAUGUUUUCGAGCUAGGGGAGCGACGCUAUCAUGACCUAGCCCAGGUAUUGGAAAGGCACCAAAAACAUGUCGUUUUGAGCGUGGCGCCGUUUCCCGCCGCAAAUUUUCUCGCUUACGAGGGUGUAUUCGCUCAUCGACCAACUAACCUCCUCUACCACCCCAAGAUUAUGCGACACUGGGGCUUCGACCAAAAUCAGGUCAACAUUCUCCUAAAGGAAUACGCUCAAGGUGCAACAGCGGAAAUUCAAAGAAAGGCGAGGGAAACCCUGGAACAGCGAUGCCGCGUCACGUACGGCGUGGAUGAUACGACAAGUACGCGGACAAGACCAUCCUUUUAUCCCUAUGGACGAGUGAUAGAGGUACUGCAAGCUUUGGAAACUGGCUUGGAGCCUACAAUCCAGCAAACCCUUGCCGAUCUCAAAUGCUUCCCCACUAUUAACAAGUGGCAAUGGGACAGUGUCUCCGUGAUUGCUCAUGCUGCAGAGCGCGACGAUCGCGCCUUACUCGCCACCUUGCUGUACCAUAACAACGAGGUUUUGCCAAACAACAAAUUUACCUCCCUGCCGUUCCUCGCGUUUGAUGCUAACGCUGGUCAAAUCGUCAAAAGUUGUCUCUUUUUCCUGCCCUCUGACCCAGUUCCAAUUAUCCCGCCCCUCCUGCUUUUCCGAUUCAUGAGAGCGAUGGGCAUUAUUGAUCUCUUCUUCUCGGAGAGCAGUCGGAAAGUAGUCAUACGGUUUGUGAAUACACAUAUGCAGCAAGAAGCUAGGAACUCGGUGGUAUUCAAGUAUGAUCGGGAUGGCUACAUGCAUUCCAUUCACGACAUCGAAAAUGGAGCCAAACAGGGGGUGACGGUUGCCUCAUGGGUCAAGGCAUGCCUUCAAAGGCACUUGGCAACACUCGACAUAACGGAAAUCGUCGAGUUCUACGAGCGGUCUAUUCAACAGACAGUGAUGAAAGACAUUGUCGGAUAUGAUCCCAAAGUCGCGCCACCUGGCUUUGUGGCUCCGAUCCAAGAAGUCAGGUUCUGGUACUCCUCGGACCCGCCUGAACACGUUGAGCCGUGGCGCAUAGACGGGCUCUCAUUUCCGGACACGCGCUUCAUUAGCUUCUCUCACGAGCGGGCCUCAUACACACUCCAUCUGUUCGAGUUCAAGAUCGCUCGCCUUCGACAGCUAUACGAAGGUACCUACGGGAUCGAAGUAUUCAAAGGAAAGAAAGACACCGAGAUCAACCAGAUACUCAAGGAAUUCGAUACUUUCCUCCUCAAUAACGAGACCCAUAUUGUCAAGUGGGUCAACGAUACGCUGCAAUAUGCCAGAUCACUAGCUGGGAAGAGGCUGAGGGACAAAAUCAAGGAGAUGGAUCAUACGGAAUGGGACGGAAAGAGCAACGUCAAACCAGGCCAACAGCUGAAAUUCAGCGAUCUCCACAUUCACUAUCGUGUCGAAGAAAAAUCCAACGCACGCUUCCGCAGGUCAGUUGAAAGCCUCAUUUACAGGCUUGCGGAGCAAUGCUGGGAGUACCCAAGAGCCAUGUCUAAAGGGACGAACGGGAGCAAAGAUCGACUGGAACGCAGAGACGUAGAAACAGGCCAAAAAGGUCAUGAAAUACGUGCAAUUGCUGUAUUUUCGCUCGGAAGUGUCGUUAUUACACGCGGAUUCAACCCAGUUCAGACAGAAUACACAUUCCAUUCUGUAGCACCAGUAUUUCCCGAAUAA